AUGGGGGAAGAAUGGAACUAUGUGUGUCUUCGCGUUUUGGUCGUGUGCGUGUUUUUUUUAUCGGUGUGCGUCGACAGCUCGGGCGUCAAACACUACACCAACAAAUGGUUGGUGCACGUACCACUGGGGGAAGUGGUGGCUAGAGAGGUGGCCCGUAGCAACGAUAUGCAAUACCAAGGACCGGUAAAGUAUAUGAUACAAUAUAAUAUCGCGUAGGUAUACUAUACAUGUGCUUGUACAUAUUGUGUACAAAAUAAAUAAUAAAACGAAUUACUGCGGACGGACUUAAUGCGGAUAUAAUAAUAAUAAUAAUGAUAACGGCUUAUUUACUACGGUUAUAGGUGUGCGCGAAUGAGUUUAUUUUAUUAAUUUGACGGUGGCUGUGCGAUCCGCUCGCCAGAAAUCGUAUCUCGAUAAUACGCGAUCACGAGAAUACGCGCGAUAAAAGUGUGUAUCGCUGCCACUUUUAAUUUCUUUUUGAAGCCCGGAAUACGCACACGAGACUACUGCUAGAAAAAAGGGCUUACAUACCGCGUGCACUGCAGUCUAUUAUGAAUUAUGAUCUAUACGUUAAUAUUUUUUUUUUUAUAACUGUAUACACACCUAUAACAAUGCGCGUCUUAGAACAGACCGAGGAAUAAAAACACUCGAGUGAGUAUCCAUAUAUAUAUAUAUACGUAUUGUAUAUCGCUGUAUAUAUUAUUAUAUUGUAGUGUUGACGACACGGAAAUACAGCGUAUAGUAUACAACUACAUGGAAAAGGCGUAAUUUUUCGAAAAUAUAUUAUACUUAUAACACCGCCCUUAUUGGUAUAAAUUCUAGACCGCCAUAAUUCAAAAACCGUAAUGUCGAGAAAAUUCUGCUGCUUGAAAGGUUUCACUAUGACGUGUAAAAAAGUCGUUUAUUUUUUUUAAAUUUUCCGUUUUCUUAAUAGUUGAGAAAAACCGAAAAAAACGGGGAAAGUUUACGGCAUUACAGGAUUUAUUAUUCGGUUUUGAUUUUUUGGUUGUGAUUCGGGUAAAAAUAAUCAUAGGAAUUUUCACUGUGUACUGUUAUGCUGAUAUUAGCCUUUUCUAAAAGUGGUAACAUUUUCAAAAUAGCCCGGCAAUCGUUUUUAUUUGGUUUUAUAUUAGAUAAAAUUGUGUGGCCGGGUGGAAAUGUUUGAAAAUUUAACACGAAGUUCAUUAAAAGGUGUAUUUUAUGGUAAAACAAAGGUUGAGCGUAAUGUUAUAUAGUACUAGUUUAUUAGUUUUAUUAUGAUGUGUGUAGAGUAUACUCGUACUUUCUGUCUAUAUAGAACUUUUUUAUCAGAAAUCUUACUUUAAAAAAAAAUAUAAUAAUAAUAAUAAUAACAAAAGUCUUUUUUUUGUUGCAUUGAAGAAUUAAUUUUUUGAUUUUUAAGCAGUUUUCAUAAUGAUUGCGAAAAACCAUAGGAAAUACAGGAAAGUUUACGUCAAAUGGUUUCGUUAUUUUCAAUUUGGGUUUAAAGCUGUAAUUUUAACAGAAUACUUAUGGCCUUUUCUAAACGAGGUAAAUUUUUUAAAACAUUUUGGUGAUUUUUGUAGAUUCUGUGCGUAUUUUUUUUUUUUAUAAGCAUUUUAAGUUUGAACUUUGACGAACAUCUUUAAAAUUACGGUAUUUUUACUGAACUUCGGUUAGAAUCGGUUUUUAUUAGCAACGGUUCAUCGUUGUUUACAGAUAUAAAUUAAAUAACUUUAUAUUUAUCCCUAUACCUUCUUACCUUUUCAUCUACAACAGUGGCGCAACUCUAAAUUACAGUAUUAGCUCUUUUUUAAAUAAUAAUUUCUACUCGGUUCAUCACUUCUGAAUAAAGCUUUUUUUAUACGAGUUCCAUUAAUUAUCUACAUCAUUACACAAGGUUAUUAAUAUUAAUUAUAAACAAUUUGUUCGUAACAAAGUAUACAUUAGAUACCAUCACGUUCUAAUCAACGUUCGGUCGUUAUUUAUCAUAAACAUCAUCAUCAUCAUUUCUCUCGUUUUAAUAAUUACGAUAUAAGACAAAUACCUACUUGUCUUAAAUUAUACCUCUCUCCAAUUUCUCUCGAAGCUGCGGAUGAGUUUAUGAAUAUUUGUAUUAUUCGGACGACAAAUUUGCCAUUUCUCUAUGCCAGUCGUUUUAAACUUUUCUAACUUUUGUCAUCCGGCACCGAGUAUGUAUAGAUACGGUAUACGAGUAUUCCGAAUCGUUAAAAUAUUUCAAGUAUAGUUCGUGCGCACUUUCCGAAGCACUUCGAAUAUUCAGCAGCGAGACGUUGUGUUUAAACACUUUUAAAUCCAUUUGUAAAUCCAAUCUCUUUAUCGACAUCUUUGCAUUCGAUUCGGUGGAUUUCGUUUGAAAUGUGAAACGAAAUUCUUCAAACUGCACUAGUGUACAACUAAGUGAAUAAUCCGAACAAUUAUGUUUUUUUUUCAUCAUCCGUUUUAUUUUUUCACGUCUAUGACUUGCAUAUUAAUUUUUUGUUCACCGCAGUACACUUAUAUAAUACACAAUUAUUCACAAUUUCAAAAACAGUAUUUUGCUAUUUGUUUAUGAUUGUUUAAUUGCGUCGGUUUUUUAUUUUUAAUGUAGUGACUGUGACAUAGUAAUAUAGUGUUACCAUUAUAAUAUAAAGAGUUCAUCAAAUAUAUUCAUUAUCAUGAAUCUUUAUACACAGUGUCCUAUUUUAUUAAAUACUAUAAAAAAAAGCUACAACAGCGAAAAGUUUGAACGUCCGUUCAAUUUUAAAGUUGCUAGAUGAAUUUUUUUUUUAGUUUCAACCAUCCACAAAACUGUACCAUAGAGGAAGAGAGAGAAAAAAUAUUUAAUUUUAAAACAAAUAUAAGGUUUAAAAAUAUGCAAUGUUUUUAGCUUACAUUUUUCGAAAUUAAAAUGUGGUGUUUAUGAAACAUGGACGGUGUUAAAUUUAUUUUUCUUAUAAAUAUACAAUAUGUACGAGUAUAUUAAUUUAUAUGAAAUUCCGAUUCUAGUCGUGUGUUCAAUUGUAGUGACUAUGCUUCCUGGAAAAUAAUUUCAAUAGAAGAAAAUUAGCCUAAUUAAAAACGGCCAGAGAAAAAUGCAUGGUAAUACACAAAAUUAGAAAUUAUUUCUGUGGCCAUAUAUUUGCAGGUAGGCAUUUUUGUUUUUGGCCAUUCUAUACUUUGGAAAUGUCGGUAUAUUUUGGUCAUUUGAUUUAUGGCCGUUUACUUUUUUUAUUGUAUCUAUGUAGCACGGAGCCCAGGGAGAGGACUCCGAUCGCCCUGCUCUAGGGACGGUGUCGUUAGAAUCAGAACAAUAAUUAAUAUUUAUAAUAUUAUAAAUAAUGAAAACGUAAAAUUUAUCUAUAAAAGGUUCAAUUUAUUUCGGAUAAUUUAUUUCCCAUUUUUCUCAUAAAUCCAAAUGAAAUUAAUUUGAUCAUUUCAUAAAGGAUUUUAAGUUAUCAGAUAAAAAAAUACGUCCUAGGAUAAUGAAGACGGAUGCAGUCACUGUUAUAAAUAAUUUAGUGUAUACGUGUAAGCUACAAUAAGCUAUUGCUUAUGAAAAAACGAUUCUGAGCAGAGUUCAGUUGAUAGUGAUGUUUAGUCAACAAUAUAUAUGUGUAAUGUUGUUGUAAAAUAAUUAAACAAGAUUUUUAUAUUUUUUUUAAUAAUAUUUAUUUAAUAUUGUACCAAUUUUUCAGAUUUUCUUAAGUUUUCCCGACUUUUCCAUGUUUUAUCCCGGUUUUUUACAUUUGCUGAGAAAACUCCUGAAAAAUUGAAAAAUGACCUCUCUAAAGUACAUCUCUAGUAAAAUUUAGAAACAUUAUGUUGGAGCAAAAUUGUUGAUAGAAAAGUUGUGUACAGGAAAAAAAAAAUCGUAAUAUUUUAGUAAUGAAUUUCGUACAUUUUCCCGUUUUUUUUUCCGGUUUUUCAAAUUUUAUGAGAAAACUCUUGAGAAAAUCGAAAAGUAACUUAUUUAAAGUAUCUUCCUGCGCCGAUUUUCUUUCAGAAAAGUUGCGCACAAAUAACAAAAAAAAAAAAAAUUAAAAUCUUUGUUAAACUAUAAGCUUCUUCGUUCUACUCAGAUUCUAAAAAGUAUCUAUCUAGAUAAAAUAUCAAAAUUAAACACGAUAUCAUUUUAGAACGAAAUAUACUUACGGUAUUUUUGUAAUUUAAUUUUUUAAAAAUUGCAUUUCCGAAGUACUGGUUGUAUGAAAUUAUUGUAACUUGUAGCAGAUCAAGUUAUACACAUCGAUUUCAUCGUAUUAGUUUUUCGUGAAUAAUCAAUAAUAGGUACGUUUAUUUAUGUAGGUAAUAUAAUCGUAUUGUUGUCGUAUUUCUCGGAUAUUUUAAUAAUAAAGAAUGUCGUUUGGUUGGUUCGUUUUGUAAUAUCACCGUAGUAGGUAUACAUUAUUAUAUUAUUUGAUAGCGUAGGUUUGUUGGUAUUGAACCUAUAGGUAAAGUCACGAACGAGUGUUAUGCUUGUAAAGUGAUACCUUUACUACGAUUUUGAUUUAUAGUUAUUUUGUUUUUUGUAAAUUAUUAUAGAUUUUUUUUUUAAGUAAUAUACUUCUGUAAGAAAAGCGGGGUUCGAAACGAGGAAAAAGUAACAUAUUAUACAAAAACAGUGGGGUUGAGGGAGUAAUACAACCAAUAUACGAAAUCGGCCAUUAAAAAUGUAUUGAUCGUUUUUGGCUAGUAAAUUAUUAUCUUAUUUUUUGUAAUUGAAGUGCUAUGUAUAUAUUUUUUUUAAAUGCCCCGAAGUUUUAUAAUUUAACACGUUAAUGAAGUUAUACUUUAAAUGAAGUGGCUCUCCCGUCCUUAAUCUAAUGUCUUAAACUAAGUUGGUGGCGUACUCAGGAUUUUUCAAUACGUGGAGAGGUGGGAUUUAAACGAAAAAAAACAUUUUGCAAAAUACAUAAUUAUGCACUAUUAGUACAAUUAUUUGUACUUGAUUGAAUACAGUAUUAAUUUCAGACCUUUAUUCACGAGGGACACUAUAAAUUUCCAAGUUGGUAUGUUAAACGCAGAGUCGAAUAUAGGAAGUUUUACACCGAGGAAAAAAAUUAAGAAAAUGCGCUUUUUUUUUGUAGCUCAUUAAAAUAAGGUUAUUUAUAUUGGUUUAACUAUGAUGUGUGUUUUUUUUUCCUGUCUCUAAGCAACUUCUCGAAUAGAAAUCUUACUCCGUUUCCGUUGUUUAUAGUACGGUAUCUUUUCUGAAAGGAAAUUUUGUCUAGUAGGUGCAUUAGAGGAAUCAUUUUUGAAUUUUCUAAGAGGUUUUCGAAAUAAUUAGGAAAAACCCGAAAAAAAAUUAUAGGUAAAACUGGCAAAUAUUUACGAAACGUCGCAACGUUACCGUUUCCAUUGUUUUUAAUUUGUUUAUACGAUGUUUUUUUACGAGAAAUAUUGCUUCAAUCGAAAAAUGAAGGAUUGAUUAUUUUCCUUUUAAUAUUUCGCUACUUACAGAGAAAGUUUUUUUUUUUUUUAUAUUUAAAGCAUUUUUCAAAAUUAUUGGAAAUUACCAAAAAAGACGAUAUUUUUUUCAAAUUGUGACGCAACGAUUUCAUUAUUUAAAAUUGUUAUGAAUUAUGUUUUCUAGUAUAAAUAUUGCUCCAAUAGAAAAACGACAAGAGAACUUUUUUGUUAAAUUUUUAAUUUUGUUGCCGAGUGAGAUAGUUGUUUUUUGAUUUUGCCUGUAAUUUUAUUAAUAACUGAGCAAAACCAAAAAAUACGUAGAAAGAACUUGACAUUUUAGGGAAAAGAUUAUUUUAUUAUUUUAAAUUUUGUUUUUUUUAUUGUAAUUGAAUUGAAAAUAUUCGUAGAGACUUGAAAUUUUAAUACAAAUCUUACAUUUGUAUUUUUUAGAUGUGGUGAAAUUUUCAAAACAUUUGAGUCAUUUUUGAGCGAUUUAUAGCUAUGUACAUUUUAAUUAUACUAGUCUUUUUACGUAAGUUUUGUUUCAUAGGUGAAUUUUAAUGUGAUAAUUCAAUUUUAUAUUUUAUAAGCAACAAAUAGUUGUUAGUUGUUACUUUUUAAUUAGACAUAUUUAAUUAAAGUUUUGGAAAAUGAAUGAUAAAAUCAAAAGGGGAAAACAUUUCAACGAGACUGAAAAGGGCCUAUUUAUUGACUUGGGUUUUCCAUACAAAAGUAUUUAAAAUUUAAAUCAUCAUAAUCUUCGAGUGGGUUUGGUCAAUCCUCAAAUUACCCCGGCAUCGGUAGAUUCAUUGUAAUUUUAAAUAUCAUACAAUAAUGAGAUUCAUUUGAUAAAAAUAAACUAAUGAUACUGGAAAUUUUAUAAAAUUUAAAUGAUAAAUAUUACGACAUUAGCGUAAAGUAGGAUCAGCGACAGCACAAAAUUACGUCACGGUAACAAGAAAAUAUUAUGGUUUAUCGCGAUAGAAAAAUCAUUAUUACUUAAAUGAUUAAACAGCUCUGCAAAUUUUACGCAUGCUGAAAUCAGUUCAACAACUUAUCGAUUCAAUUACGAAGUUUUUGAUAACAAUUAUUAAAUGUGCAUAGAACCGUUUGUUACUGAAACCAAUCGGCACAACCUCUCGGUCGAAUGCGCUUAGGUUCAUUAUCCGUUUUAUAACAGCUAUACGAUGUGUUCAUAAUAUUAUCAUGACGAAAAAAAAAAUGAAACAAAUAAACAAAACAACAACAAUAAUAUACGUUUCCCUCACCCCAGCGAGGGACUUCGCGGCGUGUGCGUAACACGAGGGGUGAGCAGCGGUCGAUGAACGGCGCCGAGCAGUCCGGCGCAAGCGUUGGCCGGGCGGCCUUGUGACCUCGACCCCGACCGAGGACACUCGUACCAGGGACUCAUGUGCCCGGCGUUGGGGUUGUCAGCGGCUUUCCGAAAUGGCGGCGCGAAACGUUGUCGCGCAGAGCCACCGAAGCUUUAGGUACUAGGGGCGCAUGCCACCGUAGUGCGUUUUCUUCAAGCGUGACAACGUUUUCCCGUCGGCCACCGCGGAAAGCCCGAACUUUCAAUCCAUUCCUCCCCCGUCCGCCCGCACGGCUAUUUUCGAUCAACCACCGCGGAUCGGACCCUGGUCCCGGGAUUCCGAUAGGAAAACCCCGAGAGCCCCAAAUUUGGCUUUUCGCCGAACAAGUUUUCCGCCGCCGGAUCAACAAGUCGCUCGUUCGCACGACACGCCGCCGCCGGGCCGUUUGUUAUCAUAAUAUUAUAUUUUCGUGUACAGGAGAGUAUAAUAGUACUGCGUAUUACAGUUUUCGUAAACAAAUAAACAAAACAAACGGACAUAUUUCACACAACGGGUGGGCCACUGUUGUUGAUAAGAAGUCGGGAAAGUAGAGGGGAAAUGUAAUGUGCAUAUGCACGCAACAAAUUUCCAACGAAAAUCAAUUCUGAGCGGAAUUCGGUCGUACAUGUUUUGAAAAGUCGUCAUUUUUACUGUUUGAAAAUAAUACAUUUAGUUAAUUUUUCCAUUUUCCCCCGGGUUUUCCCAUUUAUUAUGAAAACCCUAAAUAUAAUCAAAAAUUUACCUUCGUAGUCAGAUUUACUUUCAGUAAAAGUACUACAGUUAAAAAUCAAAACAACAUUUUUGGUGGCAAAAAAAAACAUCAUUGUAAAACCCAUACAUUCCUCGCCGCUCAGAAUCGGAAAUAUUACGGCUUUUCAAAGUAUGUAUAAUCAAUUCGUAUAACAUGUCAUGUGUUAUAGAAUUGUUUUUCGUUAACAAUGAUUAAUCUUUGUGUACAGAAAAUAUACUUUCAAUUUUUCCUCUACUUUCCGUACUUUCCACCUAAAACAGUGGCCCACCCACUGUGGGAAGUAUGUCCGUUUAUUAUUUUGAUUGCAAUCGUUGUUAUCUGUAUACGAGUAUAAAUUGUAAAUAACCAUAUAUCCUUUACAGACUAUCCCGACGUUCUGUCUAAAAUUUAAUUUUUUUCAAAUUGUGUAUAUUAAAUUGCGCGUUUCCUUUUGGAAUUUAAUUAAAUCUGUAGUGGGAAAUUUAUAAUUGCCGUAUAUUAUUUGAUAUACACCAUGUGUACUUCAUGUACGUCGCGCGGUAGAGUCAAGAUUUAUUAGUUUUGUAUAUAUAUGUAUACAUUUUUUUUUGUUUAUCAUCCUGACAACAACAAAUUGCAUUCUCCGUCGUGUUAAAACUGCACCCUUUACAAAGGACUGCAAUAAUAAGGCGAAUUUAUAUAUGUAAUCCAUUGCGUCGUGGAACGAAAAUCCAUGGUAUAAGCAUUUUAUUCUUUACAAAAGAAAAAGAUGAUAAUACCAUCAACCGUUUAAUAAUAAAACUUUUAUGAUUUAUAAUAAUGUCGUUAUACACGAUUCAUAUUAUAUUUUUGUUUUCAGCAUAUUAUUUGGAAAAUAUAUGUUUUUAACAGUCUGAGCGCAGGUAGCGCUGAUUGGUUUCUGGUAUCAAAUUUUAUUUAGCUACUGCAUUGGUAAUGUAAUUUUUUGUUUUUUCUCGGAUAAAAACCCGGAAAAAAACAUUAGAAAAAACGGAAAGAUGUACGUUAUAACAUUUUUUUUUUUUUUUUGGGGGGGGGGAAUUUUGUUUUAUCUAUUUGUCGUAAUUAGAUUAAAAAUAAUUACAGGGACUUGACAUUUUCACAAUAUUUAAAUUUAAAUUUCUAUAGACAUGGUACAAUUUUCAAAACAAUAUUUUGACGAUUUUUAAACUAUUUCUAGCCGUUUGAAAUGUUCGAAUUCCUUUAGUUUUUAUUCGAAUACAAUUCUUUAAUAAAAUGUUUGACAAUUUAACACAAGAUUAAAUAUAAGUUGUUUUAGUGGUCAAAAAAAAAAAAAAGUCCAAAAUAUGUUUUUCUAAACUUCGCUUAGAAUCAUUUUUCGUUUAUUUUUUUUUAGAAACUGUUAUCAACCACUUAGAUAUUUUUUUAAAAAACUUUAUAAAAUAAUUGGUAUUUGAAUAUUAUUGAUUUUACAGGGAAUGAAUUAAUACAGGUAUAAUUAUAAUAAUACUGAUCAAAUUGUUUACUAUUAAUUUUGUAAUAUUACAAAAUCUCGUAACGCGAGAUAUUUUAGUGAACCUUAUAUACAUAAACUAAUAAUAAAAAAAAAAAAUAAUCAUAAUAAUAAUUAAUAAAAAACCCUACUUCAAGUUUUAUUAAUUAAAUAAAAUGCGAGAUGUAUAAAGGAUAUACUUACUUUCAUCAAUAAGAGUAUAGGCAUUGACUCGUUGCAGAGAAUCCAAUUAAUUGUUUUACCAUAUACUUGGUCACCGAAAGUUUUGUCGCGGUUGCAGUGGCAUAAAACUUUUCUGAAACUUUAAAUAUAUUUCCGAAUACAAUUAUCAUUUUGAAACAUAGAAUUUUCUAUCCAUUCACAUAGUUUAGCAGCAGUCACUUGGAACUGUUCGUGAGAGAAAAAGUAUCGAGUAAAUAAAAUUCUUUUAUCUUGAUUUUUUCCUCAAUAAAUUGAAUUUUAAGUUUCAACCAUCAAUGCGUUUGAGAAAUUUAAUUUACGUUGCAGUAGACACAUACACGUAUUAUGUGUAUUCAAAUUCAGUAUACUUAUUGUACUUGUAUAAUAUGCUUUUAUACCCGUAAACAAUUUGUAUAGAAUUUUUUUGAAAAUAGAGACUAUUGCCCUGUGUUGUAUAUAUAAUUUAAUUUUUUUCGCUACUUUUGGUUACUUUUUGUAGCUUUAGAGAGUCGAUUGAAACCUGUUAUGCAUUCGAGUUCUCUCUGUCUAAUUAACCACAAAUUAUAUCUUUACAAAAUCAUUCCUUUUUUUUAGUUAAUAAUUCAGAGUUUUAACCCAGUUAUGAUGGAACUAUCGUACUCAUGGGUGAUUUUUUUCUUAUUGUUAAUGAAACGAAUUUAUAUAUUAUAAAGUAAAACUAAAAACGUAUUAAUGUUCGAUAAUUAUUUUAAAAAUUAUACUAUUAUAAAUUAUUUAUUUUGUGAAGUAUUUAAUCAAUGACAAAAGAUUAAUAAAAUAAAAUCGUCGUUAUCUUUGUAGGAUUAUGACAAUGAUGGUUUUCAUGUAAUGGCCAAAGACGAUCUUCCACUCAAAUCUUUCGAUCACAACGAGGAUAUUACCAAUCGGUUAAACAGUCAUAGUUUAGUAAGGAUAAAGUAUUUUUUAUUUAAUUAGCAAUAUUUCAAUUUAUAGUAGUACAAAUAUAUGCAGUUAAAAACUUAAAACCGGUGGUAAGUUAUUUGUAAAUAAAUCGUUAGUGUUUAACACUAGACUUAACUCGGGGAAACUAACGAUAUUCUAAGCGUUGUAUAUUAAUUUUGUUUUUAGUAAAGGAAAAAAAUAACUAAGGUUAAUAUUUUAAUUGAUGGAGGAUUACAAAUUUCGUGACGUUGUAAUAGUAACGCUGAGCGAGUUAUUUAAAAAGUCUAAUUUAUAAACGUUUUUAUAAUAAACAAAAUCAAUAAAAUUAGGCAUUUAAAAUUACGAAAUAUCCAAUUCAGCUGCAAGUUAGGGGAUGCUUUGGUGGAAAUAAUAACUGAAGUCAUAAAAAACUGUAAGUCAAUUUAAAUUUUUUUUUUUUAUGUCACUAUUUUAUAUCAAAAUUCGAUCAAGAUGGAAACAUAAAAGUAACACAUAUAUUUCUUAAAAACGGGGUCUCUUUUAUAUUUGUUUACCCAAUCUAUUAUCACGUUUUUCAUUAUCUUGUUGCAUUAAUAAAUCAUAAAUAUUAUAUUAAUAUCAUAUUUGAUUUUGAUUAAAGCAAAAUAUUGAAAAAGAAUGAUUAGUUUAAAUUUUUUAACGUGUUGGUUCAGAACAUAUUUCUGGAUUCUCUAAUGAUAGAUUGUUAUCAAAAUAUACAAUAAAAAGCAGUCUUAUAAAAAAUUCUCAAACCAUACUCGAAGUUCUGAUAUAAAUCCAUAUUAAAAAGAUUUAAUUUAAUAACGUUGAAUUUGCUUAUGCUUGUCAUCAGUGGACAAUAUUUCUGAUCAAACCGUUUGCAUGUUAAACAUUAAGUAAAUAAUAUAUUUAUAAUAAAAAUAUAAUAAUUUCAAGUGAUGAUCAAAAAUGAAAGUAGUUAAAGAGAAAAUCAGUUUUUGUUGUUUUGUCGAUGAGUAAAAUAAGCAAACGACAAAAUGACAAUAAUAUAUCAUUCACAAAAUCAUGUCCCACGUGGUGGCGAAAAUGAUUCUGUUACUGUUAAUUUUAAAUAAUUAUCGUAGAAGAUGAAAUUAAGCGUGUUAUUUUUGUCCCCGGUCUCCCCUACCUGUACCUAUUAAUAAUUUUUGGAAAUCUCUUCGCAAAGGUAACUACCGCCAUCCAAGAAGCUGUAAAGGCGAGAUCGUAUCGCGGUGCGGUUUAUCCAAGACACGUUGUUCCGAAAUCCACUACUACAUCGUCCAAAACAUCCAAUUCAGUACGGCGCAGUCAUAUGUCGUAUUUUAAGAAGGAAAAAAUGAUUAGCAACUACAUAAAUGCCUUCAAUGAUUUAAGGUGGCCCGAUAUGUGGUACUUUGUAAGUAUUAUUGAAAACAAAAUAAAAAGUUUUAUUUUAUUUGAAUACACUUCGUUAAUAUUAUUAAUUUACAAUAGUAACGAGUAGGAUUUUCUAAACAGUCGAUCUUCUGUGCGUAUACCUUUGUCUAAUUUAUUAUUAUACUUUUUUUUCUGGUGUCGUAAAUUUUUAUUAUAAUUUUAAACAUCCACCACUAAAUUUCACACAUUUUGUUAGAUUCUAAGUGGAACGAAGAAUAUAUUGGUUUGAUUAUGAUAUACGCUUAUUUUUUUUGUAUUAGUGUACAAUUUUUCUACUAGAAAUAUUAAUCCGACCAAAAAAACGAAAAAAAAAAAAAACCAUUUUGUUGUAUUAUGAAUUUAGUUUGUGUAUGGAGGAGGUAAUUUUAUAAUUUUAAUAAUUAUUUGGAAAAACCGGAAAUAAAUAUAAAAGUUUCCGUUAUUUUAAUUUUUGUUUGUAACAAGAAAUGCUUCAAAUUUCAAGAAUAUCAUUUUUUCUGAAAUAAAAUGUUGUCUAUAUUUGAGCUAUUAAUACCUAGGCAUUUAACAAUUUUGAGCUUUUUUAGUUUUUAUUUUAUUUUCAUAUAGAUAAAAUCGUUAGGUCAAAUAGAAAUGCUGAAGCAUGUGCAUCUGUAUUAAAUAAAUGUCUAUACAUGAAUUUACUGAACAUGUAUAAUUUAAUACGUUUCAGUGUUUUACUCAUACAGUCGUAUAAAUUUAUAAAUCUCAACUAAUUUUAAUAAUAGAUAUUAAGUUAAAUUAACAUAUAUAUGAAAAGUAAGUCAAAUUUUAAACCUGUCAAAAACAAUUAUUUUCAGACUGACUGAAAGUCGUUUCCUGCACAUCAUUCAGCUUAUUUUGUAACUAUAUAUAGGUAUAUUUUUUUUUCUGAGUAGAAAUUUUCAAUGUAGAACUUCACAAUGAUCUAUAGGCGUACAUGGUAUUGCAGUUAAUGUUACAUAAUUAUUUUAAAUAAAACGAGUAGAUAUAAAUUAUUUUUAAAAAAUGCAAUUAAAUAUAUUUAUUGCUCAUAUUUCUUUGUAGGUACGUGUAGUUUAAUAUUACGUUUUUAUAUUUUUUGUAAUUAUUGAACCAUGAAAUACGAGUUUAAUAAUACUUACUCUCUUUAUAUACAUCGUUUUAUUAUUUGUAUAGUCAAUAGAAACAAAAUAAUAAUUGUAGUGAAACAAUAAGAAAAAUUGUUACUAAAAAGGAACAAAAAAAAAAUUACUUUAAUUGUUAUACCUAUAUACAAAAUUAAUUACCUAUUAUGGAACUGUAGACUCACUGCAGUACAAGUUAGAAACCAUAAAUAUGUUUUUUUUUUUUUUAUAUCGAAAUCGUAUACAUUUUUUCAGCAAGAUUAUCGAACUUCCGAAAACCAACCAGUAGUUGAUAUGAAUAUAGUACCGGUAUUUUUUGAACUUAAAAUUACCGGACAAGGUGUAAACAUCACGGUACCAGACGACGGAAUACAAUGGUCACAUCCAGAAAUAUUACCAAGUUUUGUGAGUUAAAAGAAUUUUAAAUUAAAUUAAUGUAUUAUAACACAUGAAUACGAUUAAAAAAGCUACACCUAUAAUAUUAUUAAUGACUAUACUAAGUGCUGGAAAAGAACCCAACAGGAAAGGCAUUCUCGGUGGAAAGACGUAGUCAAGAAAGACGUGGAAAAACUGAGAUGAGGUAGUGACAUGGUGAGCGAUGUACUGAUAUAUGAUUUGCGGGUAAUUCAAAACCCACUUUAUAAAAAUAUUAGUUUACUGAUAUGUGGAGAGUUAAUUUUACUAAUUCAUUUAUUUAUUUUUUUUAGUUAUUGUAUUUUUAAUAAAUCCCAAUUAGUUAUAUAGGAAUGUUAUAAAAAACACUUGCUGGAUUGUUCAGUACGUAUGCUGUUAGUUCCAUAAACUGUGUUUGAUAUUAUAUUAGCUAAAAUUCAUAAUAGGUACUGGGUAGUAAUUGUUCAUUUCUAUGUUCGCUACGCCACUGGGAUGAGAAUUAGAAUGUGGACAGCACGAGUAUUAGAUAGAGAUGGUUGAAGUCCUAGAUAUAUGACGGGAUAGUCCGAGAGGUCGAUUUUGUACCCCGAAGAAAAAAAAGAUACCAUUAAUAUUAUAAUAUUGGGUUCAUAAUAUAAUUAUUAUUGUCUAUUCAACAGUUCAACGAGCUUUAAAAUUAUUAUUGUAGAAUUUGCGAUGAAUCCGUAUUAUAAUAAUGCGAAAUUAUUGGUUUCAGAAGCAAGAAUUAAGUUGGAAUUACAUUUUAAACAAUAAAAAUAUUACUCCAAGUACAGACGAUAACGGAGACAUAAAAGCACAUGGCACUAGAUGUGCCGGAGAAAUCAUCAUGCAGGCGAAUAACAAAAUAUGUGGAGUAGGAGCAGCCUACGGAGCUAAUAUUGGAGGUAAUAUUAUGGCAUUAAACUAUUUAAAUGUUAUUCUGUAGUUCGCGAUAAAACUGAAAUUAAAUAAUGGAUUUAAUAAUUUUUGUAAUAAUCGGUUAAUGUUUUCGUCGUUUUAGGUAUAAAGUUUUUGGACGAGACGUCGACAGACGCCAGGGAAGCUAAGGUAUUAAAAUACGCUCUUGAGUAUGUAUGCAUUUACAGUAAUUCGUGGGGCCCCGCGGACACUGGAACAAUCAUGGAACAUUUGAGCGAUCUAAUCAAAAUGUCAUUUACCAAAGGCAUACAUCAAGUAAACGCAGGAUGUUUUAAAUUACAUAUUACAUUUAACAUUUUUCAUUUUACGAUAUCUGCCGAUUUAUUACUCGUUCAAUGUCAAUGUUUCAUUGAUUACAAAUGCAAUAUUCAAGUAAUACAUUAUAUAUUACUGUUUUGUCAAAAGUCGUGGAGAAAUUAGACUUAUCGGCUAUCAAUUUCGUAGUGUAUAGACAUACACAGGACCGUGCCUAGGUAACAGGGGUUAAUUACUUUUUCCUGUGUGAGCUGUUUUUGUAAAAUAUGCUAAAUAUAUUUGUAUUACAUAAAAUAAUCAAUAUAUAUCUUAAUAUAAAUAAUAAAACAAUCAAUUUUUUUUUUUUUUAUAAAAACACUUCUUUGAUACUAUAUUAGGAAAAAAACUAGCUAAAUGAAAUUGAAAUAAGUAGUCAAAUUACAAAUAAUAAGAAUGGUAUUUGGUAACUGUAAACAGUUUGAAUUAAUUUUUAAUAAGUGUGUAAUAAGCCAAUAAAGUAUAAAUCAAUACUUGAAACCAGUAAUUGCCCUAACGUGCAGGUGUAUACAAAGUGUGCGGUUUUUGUUUAAAUUUAAAAAUAAAAAAAAAAUUGAGUUUAAAUAUUAAUAAUUAUUGCAAUGUUAUAAAAUUGGCUACAUAAAACUGGAUUAGCUAAAUAAAGUGUUUUGUAUGGAAUUUUGGAUGUUAAAGAGCGACACAUUUUUUCACUUUUGAAAAAUAAACAGAAUGUACAAUUUUUGUAGAUAAUUUAAUUUUCCUAUUCCAGCAUUUAAACUAUAGUGAUGUCUAUGAGUGAACGUGAUGAAUCAAUAUCGGACGAGCCUAAUGUCCUUCGUAAUCUUCUUUAAUAGUUUCGGAUUUUGAGCCUGUAUACUUUACAAGGUACAAUUUCGGUACGAUUAGGUUCCAGUUUUCCCUAACAAUUGGUACUUUUUUCCAAAUACGAAUAUUAUAGCGUCGAAUCUAUAGUAUCUAUAUUCAAUGGUAUUGAUAACGGUCGUAACUAAUAUGUUUUUAUUACUAAUAGUGUUAUCGAAAUAUACUGAAAUAUUUUGUCCGAUCGUUGCAGGGUCGGGAUGGAAAAGGAGUGAUUUACGUGUUUGCCGCCGGCAACGGAAAAGCCGACGGCGACAACUGCGCUUGCGACGGUUUCGUCAACUCCAUCUACACAAUAGUCAUUGCUAGUUGUGACGACAGCGGUCACGUUACUCAUUAUUCCGAAAGAUGCGCUUCGAUUAUUGCCACGGCAUACAGUGGUGCCGGAUUCGAAAAGAACGUGGUAAGUUGUAUUUGCAUUUUCGUUUUUAUACUACAGUGUUCCGGUGUAUAAGCACUUUAAAUCGCCAAAAUAGGCGUUUUAGAAGAAGUUUUAAAAACCACGUAAAAAAAUAGAAUAAUAAUAAUAAAAAAAAAAUAAUAAACUAAAAACAAUUGCAUACAUGGUUCUUACCUCCUAUGCACACUAUAAGGUGACUAGUAGCUAACAAAUACUCAUACGCCGAUUGGUAUUACUAAUAUAAUUGUAAUCAGUGAUUAAUAAUCACUUUUUUUAAACGAAAAAAUAAUAUUAUUCAUUUUGGUUUCAUCCAAAAAAUUGUUUAAAAAUAAUUGUUACUAUUGAUCGGCGUGCCACUAGUUGUAGGUGGAAAGUUGGGAAAGUAGGGUACAUAGAAUAAUUUAACAUAUAUGUGUACACAACGAUAAAUCAUCGAUAACGAAAAAUAAUUCAAAGAGACAUUCGGUUAAAUAUAUUUUGAAAUUUUGAAUUUGGAUUUUUAAUGCUUAUGAAAAAAAAAUUACUGCUUUACAAUUUAAUUUUUUCUUCUUACUACUAUAUAGAGUAAAACCUAUAAUGACGAUUGAUGAAUUUCGUGUUAUAUUUUCGUGUGCAUUCCCCGGGCUAAAAUUUUUGGAAAUUUAACAAGAGGUUUAUUAUUAGUUGGACAGAGGUUAAAAAAAAAAAAUUGCGUAAUUUACUCCUCUUUUUUCCGUAAGCGUUGGUUCAAAUUUUAACGAAAAUUAUAAAAAUAAUUUAAUUUUGAAAUAUGUUUAAUCGAAUUUCACCCAGAAUCGUUAACAAUGAAUUCUUUAUAUAAAAUUCUUUAAUAUACAUUAAAUUACUCAAUAUAUCCUGCUUUUUGAUGUAAGUAUUUAAAUAAAAUAUAUUUUUUGUUCUAAUUGAAGUAAAAUCUUUGGGUUUUAUUUUCAAAACGUAUAGUUCUUGAGACUUAAUUCAACACAUUAUAACGAUUAAAGUGGAAUCUGCGAUCAUUUCUUGGUUCCAAUAACGAAUAUGAAUUAUUAUUAUUAUUAUUAACCGCAAUAAUAUUGGUGACCAUUAGGCUGUACAAAUAAUUUUAUAAUUCUCUCGAUGAUUUUCUUCGGCUCAAUAGAUCCGGUCAAACUAAUCUAAUAAUCCGCAUCUUUAGCGAAAUAUUCAGUAAUUGAUUUCGUGUUUUAUUCUUAAUUGCUGUAAUCACGGAAAAUCUUGCAGUUAUACACUACGAAAUAUACGUGUGAAUCACUGUCCGCAAUACUCUGUAUACUGUAAUCAUCAUAGAUAUAUAAAACAACUUCAAAUAUUAAAUAGCUGACUUUAAUAAUCUAUACGUGAGCCUACGAGUAAACGGGAAACUCAGCUAUCUACCAAGAGCGCAAAUUGCAUUAAUAAUACAAUGAAAUACUUGUUUAUGCCAUAUUAUGUAACAACAUGACCAAUUUUUAAAACGUUUUAUUUCCUAUAUUAUUAAAAUUAUUCACAAAAUUUAUCGCAAACAUUACCAUAAAUAUUUUAUGAGUUAAUCAAUAUAAUUUGCCCUCUUAGUUGCAUGGCGGUUAAACAAAAGUGUUUGCUAUAGAAAUUAUAAAUUGUUUUUAUUUUUUUUUUUUUUUGUAGAUUAUUACCUAUAUUAGAGUUUAGAUUAAAUACACAAUUUUAUAAGGGCGAUCAUUUAUUAGAGCAUAUAGAGAAAGGACAAAACAUUAAUAACGAUUAAACAGGUUGGUUUAUUAGGAAUGGGCAUGAAAUAUUAAUUUUUUUGCAUAAACUAACGCGGUGAACCGAAUAUAGUGCACUGUUGCAGCGUUCUCUUUAAAAAGGAAAUAAUUUUCAUUCUCGUUCUGACUUCAAAAAAGAAACUCAUUUCAGUUCCUCAUUUCUUAUUUAAAAAAAGGAUUUCGUUACCCUUCCUCGUUCCUUAAAAACUAAACUCGUUUCUUUAAGAAGUUCUUUUUGUUUUAACAAAUUCCUAAUACACUCCAAAAUAAUAUUUAUAUUUUUAAUUUGAAAAUAUUACUAAUUAAUUUGAUUUGGAAAUAUUUAUCUAUAAAUACAUAUUUGACAUUUGAGGUUUUAGUGAGUUAUUCAUUAGUCACUUUUCAGAAGAUAAAGAGAACAUUUUUAGUUAGCUUUCACCUGUAUUGCUAGGGUUUUCCGAAGAUUUAAGAUUUAAAAAAAAAUUUAAGAUACUUUUGUAUGUCAAAAUAUGGUAGGCAUUCAAUUUGCUCAAUUUUAGCUUCUAUAGAUCUUAAAGAGUUCGGUUAAAACAUUUUUGUAAAUCUACUUACGGCAUAGACCGGCAUACUAUACAAUUAAUUGUUUUCCUCUACACAUUUUUGAAAUUGAAUAUUGUAAUUUUUUCAAAUCGUUAUGGAAUAAUAAAACAUAAUAGAAUGAUACCCAAAGAAAUUAUACGCAUGGUAAUGCAAGUUUAAUUGCAAUGAAAUAUUUUUUCGGAAUAUUUAAAAAUGUCAAUAUCUUAUUUUGUUUUUUGACAUCGUAUUUUAAACAUGUACAUUUAAGUCUCAAUAAUAUAUUAUUUAUCCUUAUUAGUUAUUCGCGUUACAAAACCUAAAUUGUAUUUUAAUUUUAGAAUUAAAGGGAAUUAAUGGUGAUACGGUUAAAAGUAUGCAGGUCGAUUCAAAAUGUAUGUUACAACCAUUUUAUCAUGUAAAUAUUCAAAUAAUAGAGAAAAAUGAAUAACACAAAAGUUUUUCGAUUUAUAAACAUCUAAAAUAGAUUGUACAUUUUUUUUUUGGGGGGGGGGGUGAGUUCAACCUUCGAAAUUUAAAUGGGAAUUUAUAUUAAAAAUUCCUUUAAAAAAACAAGCUUUUUCACAUUUUAAUUUAGGUAAGGAGAGAAUAGUGGAACAUUGUGUGCUUGUGUUGUACAUGACGUAAGGUGUUUGAAUAGUCGUUCACUAUUCUCUCCCCACAUAAACUAAAAAGUGGAAUAUUUUGUCAACAUAUUGUUGGAAAUAAAAAAUAUCAUCAUCAAUAUUUAUUUAAAUUAACACUUCAUUUAUUUAUGGAAUUUUGAGUAAAGGUUCCUAUUUGAAUUACAAAGGUAGACCCACAAACCAUCUCAAAAGAGGCAGUAAACAAAUGUAAAAAACCAUUUUAGAUGUUUAUGAAUCGAACUACUUUUUGUACUACACGUAUUUCUUUGCUUUGAAUAUUUACAUGAUAAAAUGACUGUAAUACAAAUUUGUCUGUAUAUGUGUAAAAUGCGUUCAUUAUUAUAACUUAGUCUUGAGUUAAAAUGUUGCUUUUAUUUCUUUACAGUUGACCACCGAUGUAAAUGGACAGUGCACCGACAAACAUACGGGUACGUCUGCAGCGGCACCAUUGGUGUCCGGUAUUAUAGCGCUAGCUUUGUCGGCCAAGUAAGUAUUACACAUUUCACAAUUUUAAACGAAUCGAAUUUUAACAGUUUCUUUUCUCGAAUAUUUUGUACAGUCCAGAAUUGACGUGGAGAGAUGUGCAGUAUCUCUUAGUGUGGACGUCUCAGGUGGUACCGUUGAGCGAUAACUUCGGAUGGAACCGGAACAAGGCGGGUUUUUACUAUUCGGUGGACUUUGGAUUCGGGCUUGUGAACGCUUAUAAAUUGGUCAAGGAAGCUCAAACUUGGCAAAACGUCCCGGAAAUGUCAUCAUGCGGUAUACGUAUGCCUAAAGUUCGGUAGGUACACCGCCCAGUAGUGUGUAUGAAAUCUAAAAAAUAAUAAUACAUCGUGAAUAAUGAACAUCAUAUUUCAAUUUUCGCUAUAAUAUUUGGUUAAAUUUUUAUUGAAUUAUAUGGAAAUAAAAUUCUAACUAUUAUUUCUUUCGUCUUCUGCUUGGUUUCGGCCUUUAAAAAUCAUACCACUUUUACAAAACUUACCUGUUAUCUACAGCCUGGUAGAAUGAAAAGCUAUUGAGCUUCCGGAUUUACUGCCUCAAUGCUCUACUUAACACAAUCUACCCUUCUUAAUCUCUCAAAAGAUUUUAUUUUAGCGAUAUUUCUAACUUAUUUGGGCCAUUGGAAUUGAAUUUGAAAUUCAUCGUUAUUACAUUUUCUUCAUUCAUUGGUUUUGACAUCAAACCAAAGUUUUAAUGUUUAGCUGGAAUGUUUUUUUUGUAUAUAUUUUAGUAGAAUAAGUAUUACAAAUUUUCUUUGUAUGAGUAAAUGCAGUAAUUUAUAUAAUAAAUGUUCUCAGAACUAUAUAUAUAUAAAAAAAAAAAAAAAAAAAAAGGAGUAUUUUAAUAAUAUAAACUUCGUAAUAUUUUAUUUAGUGGUUUUCCCAUAUCGAGAAGUAGAGCUGUCCGCAUAACUGUGAAUUCGACUGGCUGCGAAGGAUUGUCCGGUGAAAUAAAUUAUAUAGAAUUCGUACAAUUGGUGCUGUCGAUGACUUAUCCGAAAAGAGGAGACAUUCAAAUAGCGAUAAGAUCACCAUUAGGUAUUUUGGUAUUUAUAAUAAUAUUAUUAUUAUCGACCAGUGUCACCUAUAAUAUUUGAGUUGUAUUAUAUCGUCGCUUAUAAGUAUGCUGCAAUAGUAAUUAUUUCAGUAGUUGUUGUCGUUUUACAGGAUGACCAAAAUCAUUUUAUAAAAUAACCCUUAACUCAACUUUAUUGUAAUGUGUUAUUUGCGGAGACAUGUCACGUUGACAUAAGGUUUAGAAUGUUUGAUAUCGUGUUAUUAUUUUCGGGAAUGACAGUGUAACUACGAGUCUAACGAAAAAAGUUAUAGAACAAAACAUUUUCGGAAACACUUGGUUUAAUUUUAUAAAAUGUUGAGUUACGUUCUAUUUUAGUGACGAUAUUAUGUCGGUUGGCGAAAUAUGAAAAUGGCUUUGAAAAAUUAACAUAUUUUUAAUAGCUUACAUUUUGUAUUGUAACAAAUUAUUCGGUUGAAAGUUUUAAGGGAAAACUCCAUAAAUACUUGAAAUAUUUUGAUAAAUAUAAUUUUAUUACCCUGUGUUUUGAAUUUGACGGAGAAAAUGUAUGAUUCAAUAUUAAGGGUGGGAGGAGGUAAAAUUCUAUAUAAUACAUUCAUUUUAACAAAGUUUCACAGUCAUUCUAAAGUAAGGAUGGUCUAAAUGCCAUAGCAUGUCUCCAGUCAAUUGUUAAAAAUUCCUAUGCACUCCACUGAGUUACAUACAGCUGCUAUUCAAUAUUUAUUAGUUAAUUAAAUUUAUUAAUUAAUUAUAACUUUUGUUUUCAUAGGAACGGAAUGUCGCGUUCUGGAUAGCCGACCGAAAGAUUUUAACACUCGUGGAUUAAAUAGAUGGACUUUUACAAUACUCGCUUUUUGGGGAGAAUCUCCGAAAGGAAAUUUCAUCAUCGACGUUUUCGAUACGGUAUGAUGUUUACUAGAAUUUUUUUUAAUUCAGUAAAAAAAAUUAAAACUGUUCAAUUAGUAAUUUUAUGUACCUAUAUAUUAUUCCAAACUUUGUCACUCGCAGACUGGAAAAUCGUCAAAUACCGGUGUAAUUUUAGAAAUGACACUGUCCAUACACGGGACCAAAGACAUUCCGCCGAUUUACAAGAACGGUCCUCGGCCAUACGACGAAUUUAAACUAGCGAAGCCGGUUAGUGUUUUAUUAAAAACAGAUAGCGUUGAAUUAUAAUAUUAUACGAGUGUAUAAAAGAUUGUGUUGACUCAAAAUAAUAAUAAUAUUACAGGGAGAUAAACCCAGAUUCCUCCAUCUUGGCAGCAUGACCAAAGCGAAAAAUGUGGACGUACUCCGAAACGAUGACCAGCGACAGCAAAUCAUCCGGGACGCCGCACACAAUUAUGAUGGUGUCCAUAUGAGUGAUUAUAAAGAAUCGAAUAAACAGAACACGCAAAAGGUAAAUUCUGGUAUGACACAGAAAACGAAAAAGAAACGUUUGAAAACAGAUUUGUUGAAAAUGGAACUGGACGAUCUCCUAAAUCGAGAAGUGUCAAUUUUGCCGAUGAAUCCGCUGGUGCAUGACGUCGCUAUAAAUCCGGUUGUCGAUAACGAUUUGUUAUCUAGCGAAGAAGACCCGGCCGUUGUGUGAAUUUAAUUAGAUUUUGAUGCAUUAACCGGAAACGAUGUUUUCAGAGCACUGCAAGUGAAAAUUAUUAUAUUUAUCCACCCCGUAAUAAAUUAGUA
Molecule: messenger RNA, 21503 nt
Organism: Cinara cedri
Lineage: Eukaryota; Metazoa; Arthropoda; Insecta; Hemiptera; Aphididae
Source: the annotation of a GenBank genome assembly